UAUUAAUGGAAGUCGGUGGAAGAGUGAAGAGAGGACGUUGUUGAGUUCUCUCUUCUAUUAGGGCUUUUCCUUCUCUAUCUCUCCCUCUGUUUCUCUCUAACCCCAAAUAGCCGAAAACACCAUCUUCAUCGGCAGAUAUCUAACCCUAACCAGGUAUUCUCCAUUCGUUUUUCAACACAACGUUUCUAAAUUCCACUCUGUUUUUCGAAACAUAAUUUUUUCUCGAUUUGAUUCAAAUAAUAAACCGACUUUUUUUCUUUAUCGAUUCGUUUUUUACUUGGUUUGAAGGGGCUACACGAGCCCCAGUUUUUGCACCACUUCGGGCGAGGUAUUUUUUCUUUUAAGCAUAAUAGAGAAAAUAGAGAUUGAAAUUGGCUACAAUUGGUUUCCGAUCGUGGGCCCGGUUCAUGAUCUAGAUCGGUCGAAUAAUGGAGCCUCCCGUGGUGAGAUCAAGGGGUAGGCCGAGGAAACGGAGGCUAAAUGAGGCCGAAAACAUUGCUCCUGGGCAUGAGACCAAGAAUCAGGCUGUCGAGAGGAGACCGGUGGCUUUGAUGGGACGGUACGUGCUGAAGGAAUUCGAUGGCAUUGGGAUUUUUCUUGGGAAAGUUGUACAUUACGACCAGGGAUUGUAUAGAGUCAAUUACGAGGAUGGUGAUUGCGAGGACUUGGAAAGCGGUGAGAUUCGUGGGUUUAUGCUGGGCGAUUAUGACUUCGACCAUGAUUUGAGUAGAAGGAAGAAGAAAUUAGAUGGGUUAGUAUCGAAAAUUAGUGCAAACAGUCGAACUGAAUCAGAGAAGAAAACGUUCGGCUCAUUAAAUGGAGGGGACAAGGUUGAAGCAUCUGCAUUAAGUAAGGUGAGGGGUGGAGUGACAAUUGAAAAUGAUGGGAGAGAGGAUGAAGGCCAUGCCAAUUCAUCGAGUGAUUCGUGUGAGUAUGUGAGGGACGGGGAUUCAGAGCUCGAUGUCGAGAGCCCACCUAUCCCACCACCAGAGUUGCCACCUUCUUCGGGAACCAUAGGUGUGCCUGAGAAGUAUGUUUCCUAUCUUUUCUCCGCUUAUGGUUUCUUGCGGUCCUUUAGCAUCCCUUUGUUUUUGAGCCCGUUUACUUUAGAUGAUUUUGUGGGGUCGCUUAAUUGUUGUGUUGCAAAUACGUUGUUGGAUGCGGUUCAUGUUGCUUUGAUGCGUGCAUUGAGGCAUCAUCUUGAAACACUCUCAUCGGAUGGCUUGGAGCUUGCCUCAAAAUGUUUGAGGUGCAUUGAUUGGAGUUUGCUUGAUACAUUGACUUGGCCUGCUUACUUGGUCCACUAUUUAAUGGUAAUGGGAUACACAAAGGGACCUGAGUGGAGAGGAUUUUAUGACAAGGUUUUAGUUAUGGAUUAUUAUUGCUUACCAGCAGAUAGGAAGUUAAUGAUUUUGCAAAUCCUGUGUGACGACGUCUUAGAGUCUGCUGAAAUAAGAGCUGAGAUUGACACACGUAAAGAAUCAGAAGUUGGAUUAGAUUAUGAUACAGAAACAACUAAUCCUAAUGAAAAUGUCCCUAGACGGGUUCAUCCCAGAUAUUCCAAAACUUCUGCUUGCAAGGACAGAGAAGCGAUGGGGAUUAUUGCAGAAACCUACAAAAUGAACUCAAGUGGUAACUCAAAUUCCUUGGGUUUCAAAGGCACUAAACGGGAUGUGGAUGCUGCUGAUAUUGAUGUGGAUAGAAAUGGUGAUGAAUGCCGACUUUGUGGCAUGGAUGGGAUCUUGCUUUGCUGUGAUGGGUGUCCAUCAGCAUACCAUUCGAGGUGUAUUGGCGUGAUGAAAAUGUUCAUACCAGAAGGGCCGUGGUACUGUCCAGAGUGCACCAUCAAUAAGAUCGGACCAACUGUUGCAAUUGGGACAUCACUGAAAGGCGCAGAAAUAUUAGGCAUCGAUUUGAAUGACCAGGUCUUCUUUGGUACUUGCGACCAUCUCCUGGUGCUUGGGGCUUCUAUAGACCCAGAGCCAUGUUUCAGAUAUUACAAUCAGAAUGACAUUCCAACGGUCCUGCAAGCUUUUUGUUCAUCUGUGAAACAUACAGCUUUAUACAUGGGGGUGUGCAAGGCAAUUUUGCAAUACUGGUCUAUUCCAGAAAGUAUAUUCUCUCUUGCAGUGAUGAAUGAAAUGCGUAGAAACUUAGCCUGCGUAAAGGAUGUUGCAAACCUUUCUAUUCUAUCGUUCCCUUCUGAAAAGGAAGAGCAAAAGGUACCUGCUAUGCUUGAGGCUGGCAAUUAUGUGUAUAAUGAAGACCAAAACAGCGUAAACAAUGCAGCCCUAUCAUGUCUUGGGAUCUCCUUGAAUGGGAUUACACGAACUGACUUUCCUGAGCCUCAUACCAUUGUUGACACCAGACAAGAGGAAUCCGCACUCGUGGAUAUGAACCUGACUGAGAGGAUUAAAAGGGAAUCUGCCAUUUCUAAUGGUUCAGAUAGCCAGCAAGCUGAUCCAUCUGACUUAACCCACCAAAGUUUAGUUGACAGAGCAGAUGCAGUAGACCUCACUACAUGCACCUCUAGAAACAUCAAAGGCAGUUCUACCGGGUAUGUGAAUGAUGUGUGUUUUCCUGUGAGUUUGGCCUCUCAAAGCAGAGAAGGUGAUCGAGUGGGUUCUAGAAAGAGUGACAGCAAUUCAGAUGCUAAAUUUUUAUACUUGGGGUCUUUCCAUAAACCUCAGGCUUACAUAAAUCACUAUAUGCAUGGAGAUUUUGCUGCGUCUGCUGCUGCUAAACUGGCUGUUCUUUCAUCAGAGGAAAUUAGGGUCCCAGAGGGUAAUGCUUCAGAAAACUCAAGGAAAGUUGCAUCUUCCAACAAUUUUUUACAGGCAAAAGCAUUCUCAUUAACGGCCUCUCGUUUCUUCUGGCCAAGUUCUGAAAAGAAGCUUGUGGAGGUUCCGAGAGAAAGGUGUGGUUGGUGUCUUUCUUGUAAGGCCCCUGUUUCAAGUAAGAGGGGAUGCAUGUUAAACCAUGCCUGCCUGUCUGCCACAAAAGGUGCCAUGAAGAUCCUUGCUGGCUUUCGGCCCAUUAAGAGUGGAGAAGGGAGUCUUGCUAGCAUUGCAACAUACAUUUUAUAUAUGGAGGCUUGUUUACAUGGUCUGCUAGUUGGCCCCUUUCAGAGUGCUAGUUACAGAAAGCACUGGCACAAACAAGUAGAGCAGGCUUCAACUUUCCGUGCAAUUAAAGCUCUGUUGCUUGAACUUGAGGAACACAUCAGCAUCAUUGCUCUUUCUGGGGAUUGGGUUAAACUGGUGGAUGGUUUGUCUUUUGACCCUUCUUUGACUCAAAGUGCUUCAUGCACUGUCACAACAACACAUAAACGUGGACUUAGUGGAAGACGAAAGAGGAAACAGUCUGCUGCAUCUGAAGUGACAGACGAUAGUUGCCAAGACCAAAGUUUUACCUGGUGGCAAGGUGGAAAGCUAUCCAAACUUAUAUUCCAGAAAGCAAUUUUGCCACGCUUGGUAGUCAAAAAAGCAGCUCGCCAAGGUGGUUGGAGAAAGAUCUCUGGCAUUUAUUAUGUUGAUAGCUCUGAGAUUCCUAAAAGAAGCAGGCAGUUAGUUUGGAGAGCUGCAGUUGAAAUGAGUAAGAAUACGUCACAGCUUGCUCUUCAGGUUAGAUACUUGGACUUUCAUUUGAGAUGGAGUGAUCUUCUUCGUCCUGAGCAGAACCUUCAGGAUGGAAAAGGUGUAGAUACCGAAGCUUCUGCUUUUAGAAAUGCUGUCAUUUGUGCUAAAACGAUUGUGGGAAACAAAGUCAGAUAUGCAGUUGUUUUUGGGAAUCAAAGGCAUCUUCCUUCACGCAUCAUGAAGAAUAUCAUUGAGAUUGAGCAAAGUCAAGAUGGAAAACAUAAGUACUGGUUUUCUGAGUCUCGCAUUCCUUUAUAUUUGAUUAAAGAAUAUGGAGAAAAUGUUGAUGAAGUAUUCUUGCCAUCUGUUGAGGAGUCUAUGAAUGUACCGAUCCAGUUACAAAGAAGGUGCUUGAAAGCCUCCCGUCAAGAUAUAUUUUUCUAUCUUACUUGCAAAAGAGACAAACUGGAAGUGUGUUCUUGUUCCUCGUGUCAGCUGGAUGUUUUAAUUAGGAAUGCAGUCAUGUGCAGGGCAUGCCAAGGUUAUUGUCAUGAAAGUUGUAUUUUGAAUUCUACAAUGUCCAUGAAUGAGGAAGUUGAGUUCUUUAUUACAUGCAAACGCUGUUUCCAUGCAAAGGCUUUAGCUCAGAAAGAUAGCAGUAAUGAAUCACCGACCACUCCCUUGGCGUUGCAAGGUCAAGAAUAUCCUAACUUAAGGAAAGUCACCAAGGGUGGAAGGCCUGCAUGUAAUAAUCAAUCGUUAGCCUCUGUCCGAACCCAGGCUACUGCUUCUGAGUUUAAACAAGCUACUUCUGAUUCUAGUUUGACAAAUAAAAGCCACCGCAAGCUGUGUUCUUGGGGCAUUAUGUGGAAGAAGAAGCAGAGUGAAGACACAGGCAUUGAGUUCAGGGUUAAAAAUAUUCUUUUGAGGGGCAGCUUGGAUGACCAUCAGUUGGGACCUGUUUGUCACUUGUGCCAUAAGCCAUAUAGGUCUGAUCUUAUGUAUAUCUACUGUGAAACUUGCCAAAAAUGGUACCAUGCUGAAGCUGUCGAACUUGAUGAGUCAAAAAUCUUUUAUGUAAAGGGCUUCAAGUGUUGUAAGUGUCGCAGGAUAAGGUCACCAUUGUGUCCUUACAUGGACCCAAAAGACAAGCUGUCUGAGGGCAAGAAGACACGCUUAAGAGAAAUAAAGCAAGGACGUAUGAGAGUUGACUCUGAUUCUGGAUUUAUUUCUGAAUUCAAGGAGUGUGAACCUCCUCCUCCAGUGUUUCUCAUAGAAUCUAAAGAGUGUGAACCUGCAACUCCAGUGUUCUCCAUGGAGGAAGUCUUGGGUCAAGAAUUUACAGUGUGUGAACCUGAGACCCCACUCUUUCCUAUGGAUGUAGUGUCAAAACCAGAAUAUGAUCCUCUUCUUUUACCCCAUUCUGGAGUUGAGCUUAUUACGGAGCAUGAUUCAGAACUGGACAUUGAAUGGAAUACUGCUUCUGGGCCAGGGCUGCAGAAACUUCCAGUCAGAAGGCAUGUGAAGCACGAGGGGGAUGCAGAUGGUAUAUUUGGAAGUAAUCUUUCUGAUGCCGAAGUGUCAACCCACGUUGAAGCAAAUAACUUGAAGCCUACAGAGGCAACGUCUCCUCAUGUAGAAUGGGAUGUUGAAAGUGAGAUGAUGUUAGACUAUCAAGGUUUUAAUUAUGAAGAUAUGGAAUUUGAACCCCAGACCUACUUUACCGUUACUGAGUUGCUGGCAUCUGAUGAUGUUGAUAAUACAUCUGGAGAUUGGUCAGGAAGCUUUGAAAAUCCAUCUUGUAAAAUUUCACCUGAAGAAAUCCCCGGCCAGUAUAGAAUGGAUAGUGAUCAACUAAAUCCUGCAACUUCUGUAAAGCCUACCAUUAAUAUGGGGCACUGUCAUAGGUGUUUACAUACCGAACCAGCCCCUGAUCUUUCUUGUCAAAUUUGUGGGUUGCAGAUACAUACAAACUGCUCACCUUGGGCCGAAUCAUCAUUUGGGGAAGGCAGUUGGAAGUGUGGUAAUUGCCAGGAGUGACGGUAGCUGAUCUAGUUGUAGUCUCUUUGAGGUUUUGGGUUUUUUUUCGUCUGCUCUUAGUGACUUUCUAAGGGAGCUCCCUCUGUGGUGAGAUGGUUUCAUACAUUUUACAAUGAUGUUAGGAAGGGGUUCGGUCUCCAUUGUUGUCGAACCUUGGAGAGAAUUUUGAAAUGCUAUGGUUGUGGUUUCAGAGGCGGAGCAGUUUCUAAUGCUGCUGGGGUUAAUGACCAGACAUGUUGCUGCUUCCUGACAGUUGCUCUCUGAUGGAUUCAGUUUUUCUCAUUGGGAAGUUUGGAAGACUUGCCUUUAGAACGUAGGACUGGUGGAGAUACUAGGUCACAAGUUUAUUAUACAAUGGUUAAUUUGUUCCCCAAUCGAUUUUAGGGAAUGCCAUCAUAUUUUCAAAGUACAGAAAUAUCACUGAGCUUGGAAGAUGAGCAGGCUUUUUUUGUGCUUGUCUCAUUGAAUUGCUUGUACAAAUCAAAGUUUUAUUAAAACAUUUUGCAAGGUUAACAACUUCACCUUAAUGUCAGAGAGCAUGCAUGCACUAAGUUUGAUUGGAAA
Molecule: messenger RNA, 6182 nt
Organism: Carya illinoinensis
Lineage: Eukaryota; Viridiplantae; Streptophyta; Magnoliopsida; Fagales; Juglandaceae
Product: DDT domain-containing protein PTM-like
Exons: 9
Coding region: 429-5618 (1729 amino acids)
Source: RefSeq, a predicted model, not a curated record